AGCUUUUAUUAGUUUCACAGGACUGCUCGGUGUUAUUGACCUAUGUCCACAAAAUUAUCCUUAUCAUUUGCUUAUCGCGUCUUGCCUUCUCGUAUACUGUUCCUUGCCUCUGGAAACAGCACAGGUCUGUGUGUGUUGUGUACUCCAACUUGUUGAAUACCAGCACCCUGCCCUCUGUGAGGAGUGCUCAGUGUUCAAGGUUCAGGAAGAUAACGAGAGGUGAGUGGCUGACGCAUAGCUCGUGUUAUGUUACCAAAAGCUCAUAUCAGAUUACCGUAGACAGCAGGUUGGGUGAAACUGUAGCUGUAGUCAGAUCGCUGUGGCUUGAACAAACCAGGAACUGGGACUAAAAAGAAGCAGUUUUAAAGAAGAUAAAGAAGCUAAGACAGUACUUCCUGUUCUUUUAAGAAGAGCGUUGCCAUGGGUAAGACGACACAACACUGCCUGCUGCUUUUGCUGUAUUUGUCAGGGCUUGUUCACCGUUCAGCUGCCUUGGUGUUUUGGACAGCCGUGGUGGAAAUAAGCUAUAUUAACAACAACAAUGACACUGUGGACAAAUACUGUGAGUGUGGGGUAUACGGUCGUAACUCUCCCCUGGAGAAAGCCUCAGGCAUUGUUACACUUCCCAAGGGAGACCCCAAAGGCUGUGGCCCGGAUCUAGUCUACAACCGUAACUCCAGCUCACCACCCUGGAUAGCCCUGGUUAAAAGGGGCAACUGUACUUUCAGUGAGAAGAUUAAUGCUGCCAAACGUCAAGGAGCAGCUGGUGUGGUGGUGUAUAAUGUGGAUGGCAGUGGCAACAGCACCACUCACAUGGCACACUCAGAUGCAGCUGGUAUUGUGGCUAUCAUGAUUGGCAACACUCAGGGCAUGGAGAUUGUCAAAUUGGUGAAGAAUGGGACAGAUGUGCAGAUGCUUAUUGACGUAGGCAGCCCUCAUGGACCCUGGAUGGACACCUACUGGUUUUAUUUCCUGUCCAUUGCCUUCUUCAUUGUGACAGCAGCCUCAGUCGCCUACUUUGUGUUUAUCUCUGCAAAUCGUCUCUACAACCUGAGCAUGCAUAGGCGCACUGAGAGGAGGCUGAAAUCUGAGGCCAAGAAGGCGAUCGGGCGCCUACAAGUACGCACACUCAAGAGAGGGGAUGAGGAAACUACCUCGGACUCCCAUAUGUGUGCCGUAUGUAUUGAAUCCUACAAGCCAGGUGAAGUGGUGACAGUGCUAACAUGUGACCACAUCUUCCAUAAAGCCUGCAUCGAGCCCUGGCUGCUGGAGAGGAGGACCUGCCCCAUGUGUAAGUGCGACAUCCUAAAGGCACUGGGGGUUGAGGAUGAGACAAAAGAGAGCAUUUCUGCUGAUUCGCCACCAGAUGUCACUGUGAUCACAGUGACAGGAGGAGAAACCCUUUACGAAGUCCCACUGACUGACCCAGUGAGCCCUGACCCAGAGAGACAUCAGCAUCGUUAUGACAACAGGGCCUUCCAGGGAGACUCAGAGGCUGCAAGAGGAUGAACAACAGCGACAGAAAUGAAACUACAGGACACAGACAAACUCCCUGUUUGAAAUAGAUGUUUUUCAGGGAUACAUUGAACCAGCACAAUGGAAUCAAACUGUAAGGAGAAACACUGUUCAUCUUGUAAUGCAGGCAUGCUAAAAUAGAUUUUCAUAAAAAUUCCAAGGAUUUUAAAUGUUAAUGGACCUUGUGUAAUUUGCUUGGAUGACGUUGCAUUUUCUUUGCCUGUCUUGGUGCAAGACUGUAAUCAUGGGCAAUUAUUAGGCACGGUCAGAAAAUUACCUUUAGAUGGUGAGAAUAGAUCCUGAAAGCUGAAUAGCCAAGGAGAGAUGCCAGAGUCAAAUUUCUGCUUUGCAUAGUGAACACACUGGUUAGAGAGGAAGAGCAACAAAGCAUUUGAAUAUGUGUUUGAAAUCAAGGCCAAAUGUCCUCCAGUAAGGCUUGUUGGCUUGCAUUAAUCACAGUCCCUCACAAUUAACUAUUGUCUUUUAAAUUCAGAGCAGAAUUUAUUUCUCUUAACUCAGUUGAUUUAAAAUAAUUUGACUUUCUUUCUGAUCUUUUUAAGCCAAAGUAUGUUUUUCCAUGGUCACUGACUAUUCAUUGGAUUUAUAAACAAACCCUUGUGAACACACCCUUUACUGGAAAUGCAGCAUGUCAAACAUUGCACUAUGAUGACUUAAUAACAUCACACGAGGGGCUGGGACUCUUUAGAAACAUGGUCCAUGAGAACAUGUUUACCACAUAUGAAAUAAGAAUUUUCAAGUACUCCAUAACUUGUUGGCUGGUCUAUAACUGCCUAAAGAAAUUCCCACAGAAAUAUGGCGAUGCAAUAAAUGUCAUAGGAAUUGUAGAUUAUAUGCCUCCAAAAAUGUUAUCUUUAGUGGAUUGGUGAAAGUUGUGUGUUCUGGUUUUUGAAAUUAUAUAUAUUUAGAUUGAUUUAUCAAUCAUGAAGUUCUAUCUGUUAAUAUAAAGGUAAUACAUAAUAUGUGUACAGUUCUUUUCCUUCUCUAAACAGUUGAUUUUCAUGUACAAAUACCAAUUGUUAUUUUUGAAUAGGUCUUUCAGGUUUUUCCUUUGAAAUAUGUGGAAUGUUUAUUCAGUCCCUGUGCUCUACCUCUGAACUCUCACGUGGGGGAAAUUACGGAAACUUCUUGCAAUUCCAAGACUGAACUGUGUCCCACUGUAAAUGAUAAUGUUAAAGAGUAAUUUAAUUUCUUUGUUUGCUGGUGGGGAUAUACUGAUCAUGUUACUUAAAUAUAUUUUUCUAUACGGAAUCAUUUUCACUACUGUUUUACAGAUUCCAGGAGUCUUAAAUUGUUCUUUAAAAAUGAAUAUUACUGGCUGUAUGAAAUCACAUUGAUGCUUAUUAGAAUGCAAUAAAUCCCUCAAAAUGAG
Molecule: messenger RNA, 2905 nt
Organism: Toxotes jaculatrix (banded archerfish)
Lineage: Eukaryota; Metazoa; Chordata; Actinopteri; Toxotidae
Product: RING finger protein 148-like
Exons: 1
Coding region: 421-1509 (362 amino acids)
Cellular component (GO): nucleoplasm; cytoplasm
Source: RefSeq, a predicted model, not a curated record